AACCUCGAGGCCUAAGUUACAACAAUGGGAGAGAGCUCAUCCUAUCAAGUUCGACUGGUGGUGCUGGGAGGGACGGGAGUAGGUAAAUCUUCCAUCAUCAAGAGGUUCCUGUUUAACACUUUUACUGAGAAACAUUCCCCUACUGUGGAGGACAUGCACUACAGAGAAUUCGACUUGGGUACCACGACUCUGAAGGUGGACUUUCUGGACACUGCGGGCGACAUGCAGUUUCCAGCCAUGCGUCGACUUUCCAUAGCCAAUGCGCAAGCUUUCCUUCUGGUGUACACCAUAGACAGCAAGACGUCCUUCGAAACCCUGAAGAAAUGUUUUGAGGAGAUUCGGGAACAGCGAACGGAUUUCCAAGGAGUUCCCAUAAUUGUAGCUGGAAACAAAUUGGACUUGGCUAGUGAACGGCGCGAGCUAGUCAAGGAAGACGUAGCCGAAUGGGUUUUCUGUGAACUCCCUCGACUUCGGGUCAAAUUAAUGGAAUGUUCAGCAAAGGAUAACGUCAACAUGAAGGAACUUUUCCGAUCCUUUCUUAUUUUGGCUAAAAUACCAUUUCAGUCUGAAUCUUCGAGCUUGCACCGCCGCUCCAGUGCACACGCAUCUAGUGGAAAAGCCAAAGGUCCAGAGGAAGGAUAUCAAAAAAGCGAACCACGCAGUCGCAGUUUAAUUCGUCGUGUGAGCAAGAAAGUAUCUAAAAUGCGAGAGAACGUUCACAGUGACAAUGAGACGAAUGACUGUAUCGUAUCUUGAAACUAUUACACUCCCUUGUUUUAACUUUCUUUGUAUCUUUGUUAAGGUAUUGUGUUACUUAGUUGACUUUAUUGCCCGAUCCCAACUCAGGGCUCACCCGCGCGCCCCCUACUGACGGGAAUACCUGAGUGUGCUUUGCUGAUGUUUCAAUGUUGCAACGUAAUGUGUAAAGUAAGGUGAAGAUACAACAUACAUAUCAAAUACUGAUCACGUCCUAACGCCAUUGCCAAAUCACAUAACUUGCUUAAAAUGUGACGUCAUUAUGGUGCAAAACAAUUUUACGUUAAUAAUUUUGGAUAAAUCACUUUUUUUUUUUUAAAUUUUGGCAAAGUAAUUACUACGUUUUCUAAUGACAUGCGUUUUGUAUAAAUGUCUUGAUAGAUAACUACCGAGUAUUAACAAGUGCUAGAAAACACAGGAUCAACACUUGAAUAAUUGAGUAUUAGGAACUGGUUAGAAAACACAGGAUUAACACUUGAAUAACUAGAUAUUACAAAGUACUAAAAAACACAGGAUUAACGCUUGAACAACUGAGUAUUAGGAAGCACUAGAAAACACAGGAUUAAGGCUUGAAAACUGAGUAUUAAGAAAUACUAGAAAACACAGGAUUAACACUUGAACUACUUAGUAUUAGAAAGCACUAUAAGACACAGGAUUAACAGUUGAAUAAUUGAGUAUUAAGAAGUACUAGAAAACACAGGAUUAACACCUGAACAACUUAGUAUUAGGAAGCACUAUAAAACACAGGAUUAAUACUUGAAUAAUUGAGUAUUAAGCAGUACUAGAAAUCACAGGAUUAAUACUUGAAUAAUUGAGUAUUAAGAAGUACUAGAAAACACAGGAUUAAUACUUGAACAACUGAAUAUCAUGAAGUGGCCGGUAAAGUCAAGAUUUUCACUUGAACAACUGAUUAUCGAGAAUUGGCUAGAAAAUAGAAGGUUAACGCUUGAAUAGCUUUAUCUUUAGAACACUUUAAAAAAGCACUAAAGCAAGCCACGCCACAUAACAAUUAGCACAACUAUCAAAUAACAUAGCUGGCCUUUUGUGCUUCCGAUCCUUCUAUUACGUUAGUAUUAGACAGUGUAAUGUUUGUUGAAUAAAACAACGUU
This is a messenger RNA of Limulus polyphemus (Atlantic horseshoe crab), 1865 nucleotides long. RefSeq names its product GTP-binding protein Di-Ras2-like. Gene Ontology annotation, molecular function: GTP binding; GTPase activity. The record is from RefSeq and is a predicted model, not a curated record. The transcript has a single exon. NCBI's taxonomy places the organism in Eukaryota, Metazoa, Arthropoda, Merostomata, Xiphosura, Limulidae. The coding region runs from base 25 to 756 and encodes 243 amino acids.